GAGCGAGUGUGACUCGCACACGCCUUGAAACAUCUUUUUCGGGCAGGUGCGCGGCACAGGUAUCGUCUUUCUCCGAGUCAUUGUCAUCCAUCGGGUGGAGAGCGUCGAAAAGAGUACAUUUUAAGUGGACUUCACGAUGCCGGGUGAUAAAUUCAGCAUUCCGCCAUACCAGCCAAGUGGCAGCAAACACCACAGCAGCAGACACAGGCAUAAUGAGCUCAUGUCCAAUCCAGCAUUUUCCUACCACCCAGCGGACAAGAUGCUUCACUUUUAUCGCUGGAGGUCACCACCGGGUGUGAUGAAGAUACUUUGCAUCUUGAUCAUCAUCAUGUGUGUGGCUGUGUUUGCCUGUGUGGCCUCCACACUUGCCUGGGACUAUGAUAUGAAUGCCAUUGGUCUGGGUGGUAGCACCGGCUUGGUGCCAGGCUUUGGCAGUGGGUCAUAUGGUGGCUCAUACGGUGGCUCAUACAGUGGCGGUUUUGGUGGCUCGUAUGGAGGAGGCCUUGGCGGUACCUAUAGUGGCUAUGGAGGAACAACACAAAUGGAUCCUAGAGCGGGAAAAGGCUUCAUUAUUGCCAUUGCCGCCAUCACCUUCAUAGCUGUGCUAAUCAUUUUUGUGUUGGUUGUGUCAAGACAAAAUGCUGCUCACUCGUCAAAGUUCUACCUAGCAACAAUCAUCAUAUGUGCCAUCUUGGCAUUUUUGAUGCUCAUCGCCACCAUAGUGUACCUGGUGGCCGUAAACCCAACCGCCCAGUCCUCAGGGUCCAUUUACUACAAUCAAGUUCGCCAGCUGUGUGCUCAGUAUCAAAACCAGAACCAGGCCCAGGGUAUCUUCCUCAACCAAUACCUGUACCAUUAUUGUGUGGUGGAACCCCAAGAGGCCAUAGCAAUCGUCUUGGGCUUCCUGGUGUUUAUAGCCCUUAUCAUUCUUUUGGUGUUUGCUGUUAAGACACGCUCCAGCAUUAGGCGCUGGGGCAGAGAUCGUAUUCUAUGGGAGGAGGUUAAGUUUGUCAAUGACGGUGGACAUCACAGCGUUGGAGAGUGGGUGAAAAAUGUGUCAGGCGAGCCAGAAACACUGGUGAAUGACUAUAACGAUCAAGUUGGGGCACCCCGGGGCUAUAUGGACCUAAAUAAACCUAUUUACAUCCCAGGGAAUUCUGAUAUUUCCAGCUCAGUGGAUGUCCUCAAGGCCGGACUGAAAGAUUAUGACACUGGUCCGGAUUCAGGAGACGACCUUGAGGAGGAGGACUUCAGCAAAUUAUUUCCUCCCAUUGUGGAUGAGGAUGAGCGUCUGAUUUACAAACAAGAGUUUGAGCAGGAUUACCUUGAGUACAAGAGAAUUCAAGUAGAGCUGGACAACAUAAACCAGAGCCUUGCUCAUCUGGAUCGAGAACUGGAAAAACAUCCAGAUGGCAGUCCACAGUUUCUGGAUGCCAUGGAAGACUACAUCAAACUGAAGAAUUUGAAGAAGACCUUGAAGAAGCGGUGCAAAUAUCUCAGGUCUAAGCUGUCCCACAUCAAAAGGAUGAUCAGUGACUAUGACCAUCGACCUUGAAUCAUGAGUUAUUCAGGGUAUGAUGCCAACCUCCAGAGUCUUCAUUUUUUUUAAAGAUUGAUCACCAGCCUAUACAAUAACAAUAUACUUUAAGACUUAAGGUAACAGGGAUGCGUGGCUUUUCUUGUUUACUGACUUUUUUUUUUUUUUCCUGAACUAUGAAGAACAAUAAGAAUGAUUUUUUUUUUCGUGUACUUUAAUUGUAUUAGAUUAUUUGUCAAGUAACAUUCUAGAAAUAAUGCUGUUCCUUUUUUUGUUUUAUUUUUUAUUUUAUUUUUAUAUACUAUAUACUACUGUAUACUUUCUUAGAGGCAUAGGUAAUAAGUCAUGUACUCAUUCCUGCAUUUAAAAUCAUUGACCAGCACUUGUAAACAAUAUUUGGUUUACAAUUGUACAUGUUUUUAAUUGUAAUUUUUAGCAACGCUGAAAUAAAAUGUUACUACAGA
Phycodurus eques (leafy seadragon) is the source of this 2001-nucleotide messenger RNA. RefSeq names its product occludin b (gene oclnb). NCBI's taxonomy places the organism in Eukaryota, Metazoa, Chordata, Actinopteri, Syngnathiformes, Syngnathidae. Gene Ontology annotation, biological process: bicellular tight junction assembly. The transcript is spliced from 9 exons. Gene Ontology annotation, cellular component: cytoplasmic vesicle; apical plasma membrane; bicellular tight junction. The record is from RefSeq and is a predicted model, not a curated record. Bases 137 to 1555 code for a protein of 472 amino acids.